AAUCUAGAGGAGCAAAAAGCCACCAUGUGGCUAUUGCAUUUGGGGCAAGCACUGGGUCAGUUUCUCUUAUCAUCAUUGCUGUUGGGUUGCUUCUCUGGUGGCGGCACAGACAACCAGCAAAUUUUCUUUGAUGUUAAUGACCAAUAUGAUCCAGAGGUUUGUUUGGGCCACUUGAAGAGGUACUUGUUUAAGAAACUCCGAUCAGCAACUGACCAUUUUAACUCAAAGAACAUUCUAGGAAGGGGUGGCUCUGGAAUUGUUUACAAGGGUUGCUUGCAAGAUGAGACUCUUGUGGCAGUCCAAAGAUUGAAAGACUACAAUACAGCUGGUGGUGAAGUCCAAUUCUAGACAGAAAUUGAGAUGAUAAGCCUGGCUGUCCAUCGGAAUCUCCUUCGACUUUGUGGGUUCUGUAUGACACAGAAUGAAAGGCUUCUCGUCUAUCCUUAUAUGCCAAAUGGAAGUGUUGCUUCUCGAUUAAGAGGUGAGCAA
Nelumbo nucifera (sacred lotus) is the source of this 489-nucleotide messenger RNA. Lineage: Eukaryota; Viridiplantae; Streptophyta; Magnoliopsida; Proteales; Nelumbonaceae. The record is from RefSeq and is a predicted model, not a curated record.